Messenger RNA from Rhinocladiella mackenziei CBS 650.93, 1851 nucleotides. RefSeq lists its product as uncharacterized. Gene Ontology annotation, cellular component: mitochondrion; nucleus. The record is from RefSeq and is a predicted model, not a curated record. The transcript has 2 exons. Gene Ontology annotation, biological process: interstrand cross-link repair. NCBI's taxonomy places the organism in Eukaryota, Fungi, Ascomycota, Eurotiomycetes, Chaetothyriales, Herpotrichiellaceae. Bases 1 to 1851 code for a protein of 616 amino acids. Gene Ontology annotation, molecular function: single-stranded DNA 5'-3' DNA exonuclease activity.
AUGGUGAUGUCGAACAUCCUGGAUCAACCACCAAAUCAAGAGACGCACAUGCAAGUGGACACAAUUGAGUCUAAGAGAGCGCAAGAGAACGAGGAUGAAUACAGUGACUUUGCAGAGGAUCCUGAGGAACUCAAGAUAAUUGACCGACUACUUCUCGAAGCAGCCGCGAAGGGUCAACACGCGGCAUUGGUGGUCACAGACAUCGAGGAUUAUGAAGCACCGCGAGGCGUUCGUUUGCCUCAGGUACCUGGUCUUGCAGCGACGCGCCAAUGGGUCGAUCAACCUCAAUCUUCAGAGUCACACGGCAAUCAGAACGUACGCGACCAGAGUGCCGAAGCGAGAAGGACUAACGGCAAUGGAAACGAUCUCAAGACGGAAUGCGAAGAAACGCCGGCAGCAGUCGAACGAGAUGCGCCCUCAUCUGAACCUGAUACUCGAUCCCCACUUGAACGGUUCAGACAACCACCGAAGAAGCCACUUUCUGUCACCGAUCUGAUCUCCCCUGCCUGGUGCGAAUUGCAAUACCUCUACGUUUUGAGCAAACAUGGGCGCAAGAGAAGGACUCCUGCCAUGAAACAAGGAAGUGCUAUCCACCAAGCUCUCGAAGAUGAAGUCCAUGUGACCGUCCCUGUGGCCAUCACGAAGAAAGAAGACAUCUGGGGACUACGGAUAUGGAAUAUAAUCCAAGGCUUGAGAACACUUCGAGAGACAGGCAGGACGCGAGAACUAGGCAUCUGGGGAUCAAUCGGAGGGGAGCUGGUCAACGGCGUCAUUGAUGAGCUCAGCUAUGAUUGUCCAGAUCCCAAACUCGAAGAGCAGAGUCUGAAGCUCUUGUUCCAACCGGAGUCUGAGCCUCCACUACCGGAAUAUCAGGCGAGUAUACGAGACUAUCUUGUUACCAGCGAGACCAAAGAAGUCGGUCAAUCGAUCGAAGAUGUGCUGGGAAAUAAUCAUUUCAAGGCCAGUGCAUCACGAGGGAGCAAGGGGCCAAAGGAUGAUAGGAGAAUCUACAUCACAGACGUGAAGACACGAGGAACUUCGACGUUGCCCUCUGGCUCCAGCAUUCGUCCGACAAUUGUCCAGCUCCAUCUCUACCAUCACAUGCUCGAGAACCUGGCGCAAGGGAACUUCUCUCUCGCUCAACUGGCUACGCGCUACGAUUUCAACGUCCAAGAAACAUUCUCUGAUGCCUUCAUAGUGCAGAUCGGGAGUCUCAAUCGAGAAGCCUUCGAGUUGACUACCUCACAGCAGAGUGAGCCUGUCGACGGUGUUAUCGAGAACGAGGAUAUCGUGCCCUCGACCCAGGAUUCAAUGGACAUCUUGCUCCAGCACAACAACCUAGCCUCGCUCUGGGAGUUCAUGCUAGAGCAGUUCAGAGUGACGUUCAAAGUUCCCUCCGUCUCAGGUUCAAUUCUCAAUCCAAACUCCAACCCAGACUCACAGAAUGCGGACAUACCUUCCUCGACUCCUAAAUCACUUUCGCAACUCUCCACACCGCCAUCCUUCCCAACCCGCCUUUCACCCCUACUUACCGCACGGUACAUCUCGACAAAUUACACGACACGUUCAGAUUCCGACCAGUCGCACAUACUGGGCAGCAAAUCCGUCAUCUUCAACCCGUCAUUCUUGAAAUCGUACCUCUACGACGCAUUGGCGCUCUGGCGUGGUGAGCGCGAACCCAAAGGCGUCGAGGCCCACGAUGCCUGGAAAUGUCGCGUCUGCGAAUUCCGCGAUACAUGUUCCUGGGUCCUCGAAAGGGAUGAACUCGCUGUUCGUCAAGCGGAGGAGCGGAGGAAGAACAGGGAGACUAAUGGCGAGAAUCAAGGUGCUGGCAAGAGGAGUCGCGUUUAG